AUGGAUAUACCCACGUGUGAUUUUCGAUACUGGUGUGGUCUCAGCAUUGCUGUUGCUGUGUCUUAUUUUGCCACUGUCGCUUUCUGGGACCACUACUUUUCUCCUCUGGCUCGGAUCCCCGGACCAUUUUGGGCGUCUAUUACACGUCUGUGGCACGCCUACCACAUUUUCGAGGGCGACCAUAAUACGGAGAUUAUACGACUUCACGAACAGCAUGGCCAUUUUGUUAGGAUCGCGCCAGAUGAGGUCAGCGUAAGCCACCCGGCUGGUCCAAAGCUGCUCCUCCAGUCACAUUUACGCAAGUACAAGGGAAAUUGGUACCGAGCAUUUGCCAUACCAGACUACCGCUAUGUGACUCCACAAUCGACUCUGGACCCAAAGGAGAAGAUGGAGCGAUCCAAAUUGUUUGCUCCCGGCUUCACCUUAUCGCACCUCCUUCGGUCCGAGGCACAUUACGACAGGAAUAUAAGCUACCUGUUCGACUGGAUGGAUAACUACCGUGAUGUCGAGGCACAGACGGCAACAAGUGUCGCUGCUGGGUCAGAUACUCUGUCUUGUGCCCUCCAAUCGUUUGUUUACUUCAUGAUCAGACAUCAGGACAUCUGGGAGCGCGCAAAGGAUGAAAUAAAGGCGGCGAUGGCGGAGGGCCGCUGUCAGGAUCGGGUCGUGACCUAUGAUGAUUCGCGCAAGCUGACUUUCCUCGAGGCGUGUGUCUACGAAUCCGUGCGAUUGUUUGGACCUGGCCCAUUCCAGCUGUCCAGAGUGGCGCCGAAAGACGGCCUGACUAUCGGCACCCACCACUUCCCGGCAGGUACCAUCUUAUCUAUCAACCCACAAGUCAUGCAGCAGAGCAAGGAUUGUUGGGGUGCCGACUCAAAGGAGUUCAAACCUGAAAGGUGGUUACCGGAUGGGAUUCAUACCAUGUAUCAUUACUGGCUCUUGUUCGGAUUAGGCUACAACAGAUGCCCAGACUAA
Diaporthe citri is the source of this 975-nucleotide messenger RNA. RefSeq lists its product as uncharacterized. The record is from RefSeq and is a predicted model, not a curated record. NCBI's taxonomy places the organism in Eukaryota, Fungi, Ascomycota, Sordariomycetes, Diaporthales, Diaporthaceae. Gene Ontology annotation, molecular function: heme binding; iron ion binding; monooxygenase activity. The transcript is spliced from 7 exons. Bases 1 to 975 code for a protein of 324 amino acids.